ACAGGUUGGUUUGUUGUUAACAACAUCAACAAGCAUAUUAACAAGUAUAUUCUAAGCUGGGUUCUAGCCAGCAUCUGUCCUUUGACCGAAUUUUGGCGCUGGAGACAGACAAAACUUUUGCACAUUCUGUCCUCUGUGAUGGACAAAAAUUGGCAUGCCGUGCACGUGUCUACCACCAAAUUUGCCCCUCAAAAUUGAAGAAAUGGCAUUUCACAGGGUUUAGAUUUCAAAAUUUUCCCGGGGGAGCAUGCAACUGCCCAGACCCCCGUCCUGUAUGUACCAGGACCUGGCAGGGUACACUCUCGCUAUCAUCAGCAGGGCUGUACCACAGGCGGAGGCACUGGGGGGGACCUCCACAGAAAAACCUGCCACUGCCACCACUAAAACAGCCAGUACAAAAUCCCCAGAGGUUAACGUUAUACCCGAGGAAAGGAUGUUCACAGAGAAGCAGCAAGAAACCACUACAACAAAAUCCGAGGUCAAACUGACCACCGAACAGCCUGGUACUGUUGCACAACCACAUACAAAUGCCACAGAACAACCCGGUACACCACAACAGACAACAGCUGCUGGAGGACAACCAAACCUCGGCUCGGAACAACCGACCACUGAACAACAUGUUCCCGAUACAGAACAACAGACAAAGCCUGCAACUAAACAGCCUAACCCUGGUACAGAACAACAACAACAGAUGUCAACCAAGCCUUCUUCCCAACUGACCACUGUUACCAAAACCACCACCACACCGAAGACACAGUCAACUCAAACCUUCACACAGAAGCAAACCACUAAAACUACCACCACUUCUGUUGUUGGUAAGACAACAGGGAAAGUUGAAGAGGCCUUGCAAACUACGCAAGCAAGCAAAACACCAGAAGUAGCCAUACAGGAAAUCAAGCAAACCACACCAUCUAUUGCAGCUUCUACGCAAAAGCCAACAACCAAGGUCCAAACCGUGCCACCUACAAAUCCACCGCCAACCGAGAAACCUUCUCCGAGCCCUGUACCAAGUACUAAACCAACCACCACUACAUCCAAGCAAACGCAGGCUGUUACAACCAAGGCCAACCCUGUUCCUGAAGCCACAGCAGCUCAGACAAAAGCCAGCAGCACCGGUAAGACCCCCGAUGUCACAGCAGCAGAAACACAGCCUCCUACAGCCCCUACAUCAAAACCUGCAGCAGCUACAACAAAAAAGUUGAUGCCAGAAAGCACAGCAAAAGAAGACCACGCUGUUACUCCAGCUAGCCUGGGCUCCAUAGGCCCGCAAGUCGACCACAGAAAUGAGUCAUUGUCCGCGGCUGACAAGUUGGGAAAGUCGUCUUAUGGUUCCCUCAUCGUGGCCAUGUGCUUUGGACUGCUGUUUCUGUUCGCAGUCAUCGUUGUUGUCGGAAAGAGGUGGUAUGAAAGCUGGCAGAGAAGGCACUACUCGAAAAUUGACUAUUUAAUCAACGGCAUGUACAACUAAGCUUCAGGACUGACACAUCAAAAAACUUCUCUUUUUAAUUAUGUUCCAUAGACAAUGGUCUAUGUAAAGCAUAAUUUGUAGUCAAUAUGUUCUACUUGUACAUGUACAUGUUUUCAGUUUCAAAAGAUGUAGAUGUUUGUUUGCAAGUUGCAAAAUUUGUCUCUCUUACUACUUAUAAUCAGAAGUGUGUAUAUGAUAGCAAAGAUAACAAUGUUAAACAUGUAAUAAAGUGCCUAAAUAAUACAGUAUAUAUUUAUGAAAUUUUAUCAUGACAUUUGGAUUUGCCUUGCAAGAAUACAGAAUGUACUUAUGUCACUACAAGAUGAUGUAAACAAGAUGCCCAUGACAAAAAAAAAAUUUCUACGAUUCAAUCAUAAUUUUUGACUGAAAAGUGAUUGUUUUGCAUCAAUUUGAAAAUAGUGUGUGCCAAGCAAGAUGAUAGAGCAAUGCAUUAAGAUAGACCCUUUUGUUGUUUCACUUUCAAUAGAUUUUCUUAUCUACUAA
Messenger RNA from Branchiostoma floridae (Florida lancelet), 1972 nucleotides. RefSeq names its product salivary glue protein Sgs-3-like. The transcript is spliced from 2 exons. The record is from RefSeq and is a predicted model, not a curated record. NCBI's taxonomy places the organism in Eukaryota, Metazoa, Chordata, Leptocardii, Amphioxiformes, Branchiostomatidae. Bases 248 to 1468 code for a protein of 406 amino acids.